Messenger RNA from Athene cunicularia (burrowing owl), 1881 nucleotides. Its product is annotated as ammonium transporter Rh type B-like. Gene Ontology annotation, biological process: ammonium transmembrane transport; ammonium homeostasis. Lineage: Eukaryota; Metazoa; Chordata; Aves; Strigiformes; Strigidae. The record is from RefSeq and is a predicted model, not a curated record. Gene Ontology annotation, molecular function: ammonium channel activity. Gene Ontology annotation, cellular component: plasma membrane. Bases 72 to 1439 code for a protein of 455 amino acids. The transcript has 10 exons.
AGCCCCAGCGCGUCUCUCCUCGUGUCUUCCUGGUUUCAGGGGGUUUUUGCCUGCCCCGACCGCCCUGUGACAUGCCUGAGCACACGGCUGCCUCGAGGCUCCGGCUCUCCGGGCUGUGCUUCGUCCUCCAAAUCCUCACCAUCCUCCUCUUUGCCGUCUUUGUCCGGUACAGCCCAGAGAGCAGCCUUGGCCUCUGCUCCCAGAAGCUGAACUGCAGCUGGAGAAGCCAGGACUUGGGUUUUCAGCACCCCCGUUUCCGGGAUGUCCAUCUCCAAUCUCUGCUCGGCUUCGGGCUCUUGGUGGCCUUCCUCAGCCGCUACGGGCCGGGCAGUGUGGCCAUCAGCAUCCUCGUCGUGGCCUUCGCCAUCCAGUGGGCCGUACUGAUCCAGGGGUUUUUAUACUUCUUCCUGAAUGGCAAAAUUUACGUGGGAGCUCAGAGCAUGGUCAGCGCUGACUUCUGCGCCGCAGCCAUUCUGAUCGCCACCGGCGCCCUUGUGGGCAGGGUAAACCCCGUCCAGAUGCUGCUGCUCACCCUGCUGGGGGUCACCCUCUUCACCCUCAACGAAUACGUCCUGCUCAGUCUCAUGGGGGUGAGGGACAGCGGGGGCUCCUUGACCGUUCACACCUUCGGUGCUUAUUUCGGUUUGAUGGUUUCACGGAUCUUGCACGAGCCUCAUAUGGAGAAGAGGAAGGAGCAGCAGGACACGGGGCACCAGCCAGAUUUCUUCGCUGUGGUUGGAACAAUCUUCCUGUGGAUCUUCUGGCCCAGCUUCACCUCAGCCACCACCGCCCGUGACGCCGCCGAGCCCUGGGCAGUGCUCAACACCUACUUCUCCCUGGCGGCGAGCACCUUGGCCACCUUCGUGCUCUGGCCUGUCCUCCACGCGGAGGGCAUGCUGCGGAUGGUUCAGCUCCAGGAUGCCACCUUGGCCAGCGUGGCCAUGAUGGGUAUGGCCGGGGAGAUGCUGGUCACCCCCUUUGGGGCCCUCAUUGCUGGAUUUCUGGCUGGUCUGAUCCCUCCACUUGGCUUCAGAUUCUUCACGCCCGUCCUACGCUCCAGGCUGAAAAUCCAAGACACUUGCGGGGUUCAGAACGUCCACGGGCUGCCGGGGAUCCUGGGCUCCCUGCUGGGGACGCUGCUGGCAGCACUGGCCACCGCAGAUGCUUACGGUGGCAGGCUGGAGCUCGUGUUCCCGCUGGUGGCCCAAGGCAGCCGGACAGCCCCGGACCAGGCGCUCUGCCAGCUCAGCGCCCUGCCCGUCACCCUGCUGCUCGCCGCGCUCGGGGGCUGCCUCACGGGAGCCGUCCUGAAAAUGAAGGGGCUGAGGUCUCCCCCGGCCACGCGGGACCCGGCAGACACGGUCCUCUGGGAGGUGCCCGAGGACGGGUGUAACCGCAGGGUGAGCAGAAAGGAGCCAGCCACCAGCACCUUGGUCUGAUGAGCCCGACCCCUCCCUGGUGAGGUCCUGCACCAAAACCCUCCGCCAGCAUCGCCAGCGCCGGGCAGCCUGAACCUCCCAGCACCCUGCUCAGGGGACAGCCAGGCUUGGCCCCAUGUGGGACCUGACUCCUGGGCCCAAAGGUUUUGGGGGCUGUUGGGUGCUCCCGGGCCCUUGCAGGGUGAAGAGGUGCUGCAGCGAUACGGGUGCUCGCUGUGGGAGUGACCUGCCUUGCUCCAGGGACACCUUGGGGUGUCCAGACUUGGCUCAGCCACUUCCCCUCGCUGCUCUGUGCCUCAGUUUCCCCAUCUACUGCUCUCCAAAGAGAGGAAGGCAACAAGGGGGGGCUGUGUCGGGGACGGGGUGUACCAGCCUCCACAGAGAGCAGCAGAGACUUUCUACAGGCACUUUUGCACACAAUUAAAACACAUUGAUCUCUUGU